AAGGACACAGUGUGUUGAACCGAUUGCUCUGGAAAAGUACUGCACACUGAGCAAAGCCUGCAGAGAGAAACAGUCAUGUGGAGCUGAGUUUAUUUAUUCCAAGUUGUGUCAAAUGAUGCAGGUUCCAGACUUCAAGAACAAACGCCUUUCUUUGGUCAGUGCUAUAAACAGAUUUCUCACAUCUGUCACCGUCAUGAGUGGAACUAUCAUGGUCCCAAGUUUACUCCGGGAUCUCCCAGUGGAAGAUGGAGAUAAUCACAUGAAAAGCAAUGUUUCUGAACAGAAAGACAUGUAUGAUAACUACCUGCUCCUGAAGUCUAUCAGAAAUCACAUUGAGUGGGGUAUUCAGGAUGAACAAGUAAAAUCUGAUCUAGAGUCCAUAAAAGCCAGAGAAGAAGGUGAUGAUUGUGGAGAACUUCAAAGACAAUUUCACCACCAUUUAGAUGGACUUUACAAUGUCCUCUCCAAGCUUACACAGCAAGCUAAUCGUGUAACCAACCGGUAUACAAAGGAACUGGAAAUUUAUGACUUGGGGAGAUAAAAGGUAUACUUUACUGGUUAUAGAUAACAUGGAAUGAAAAUUGAAAUUGCUGUCUUAGUGUCUUUAAUCUGACUUUGUGAUUCCUGCUCAUUAUUUAAAUCAAUUAACUCUCAGUGUUUACAGUUUAGAAACCCUGUUACUUACCUUUCCUACAAAAUGAUUUAAGACCAAAACUAUACUUUUUGUGAACUUUGAUUUAAAGGCACAACUUGGACUAUAAGGUGUGUUUCCUGUGAUAGAACAGGAUGUUAUUUUUGUUUUAAGUGAUAAGCUUAACGAUUUACUAAAUAUCUUGUAAUAGUAGGAUUCAUUGCCAAUAAAGCAACUUCUGUGUAUUAUCAACAUAUGAUGCAAUAAUGUCUGGCAAACUAAUAAGCCACUAUCCUCCAGUUACAUUCCACAUUGCAACUUCUGUUUGCGCUGGCAAUUGUACAGGUAUUUUUCCAUUGAUUAGCAAAAGCAAGCUUAAAUAAGGUCACAGCAAUUCAGGCAGCAUCCGACGAGCAGCAAAAUCGACGUUUCGGGCAAAAGCCCUUCAUCAGGAAUAAAG
Chiloscyllium plagiosum (whitespotted bambooshark) is the source of this 1091-nucleotide messenger RNA. Lineage: Eukaryota; Metazoa; Chordata; Chondrichthyes; Orectolobiformes; Hemiscylliidae. The record is from RefSeq and is a predicted model, not a curated record.